Pieris macdunnoughi is the source of this 1062-nucleotide messenger RNA. The record is from the annotation of a GenBank genome assembly. Lineage: Eukaryota; Metazoa; Arthropoda; Insecta; Lepidoptera; Pieridae.
AUGAACGAUAUUCUUAAACCGGAAUUGAUAUGGAUUGAAAGUAGAUGUUACAGAGUAAAUGACCCUAUCGUGGAUGUUUCUUUUCACCAAGAGCAUGACCUAUACGAAAAUGAUAUGCCCUACCAAGAUUUGCAAGAAAAUGAUGAUGACACUGAUUUUGAAGUUCAAAUGAUUGAUUCAGACAGAUACUGUACAACUUUUCAUGUAUCCAAACAUUAUUUAGGUAACAUAAUAGGUAAGAAAGGAGCAAUAAAAAUGCGUAUUCAAAGGGACACCAAAACUGACAUAAAAAUCCCACGAAUGGGAGAGAACAAAGAUGUUGUUAUUUAUGGUCCAACUAUUCCAAGUGUAAAAGCUGCAAGAAGGAAAAUCAAUAUGAUUGUUAUAUCGGCUAGAAUGAGGCAAAGAUCAACACACUUUAUAUCACUUCCAAUGAAUAGUGAAGAAAUAGUGAAGAAUUUUGACAAAUUUAAGGAAAUGGUGUUGCAAGAUUGUCAAGGUAGAGGGCUGCAUGAGUCUAUAUUUAUAAGAGCUAGUAAGUUACAUAUCACUGUAGGUGUAAUGUGUUUGAUGGAUAAUGAAGAAAGGCUGCUUGCAUCAAAAUACUUAGCAGAAGUUAAAGAACAUAUUAUGCCCAUGAUACAAAGUCACUUGCCACUUAAGUUACGAUUAAAAGGAUUGUCGUAUAUGAAUGAUGAUCCCAAAGAAAUACAUGUGUUGUAUGGCUCUGUUCAAGAAGAUGACGCCCCUAAAGGCGUUUUACAGGAUAUGAUCGACGCUAUAGCUCAGUUCUUUUUUAAAAAAGGACUUAUGGCAUAUGAGUUUGGUCGCGAUAAUGUUAAAAUACACGUUACUCUAUUAAACUCUAAAUAUAGAGGGAAAACAAUAGAAAACGACAGUCCAACAAAACAGCAAAGGGAAAGCUUCGACGGGUCUGAAAUAUUGGAGAAAUUCAAUGAUUAUGACUUUGGUGUUAUGGAAAUUAAUAAUAUUCAUUUAUCCCAAAGAAAAUCUUUAGCGCCAGAUGGCUUCUAUCAACCGACUUGCGUCAUAAGUUUAUGA